GAAAACACCUUUUCUUCCACUCCAAAAUCAUGCCAGACAAGUAUUCGGUGAUUCUCCCAACUUACAACGAGAAGAAGAACCUUCCUAUCCUCGUGUACUUGCUUUCCAAGUCGUUUGAGGCUGCCAAUAUCGACUGGGAAGUUAUUAUUGUGGAUGAUAACUCACCUGAUGGAACUCAACUCAUAGCCGCUAAAUUGGUGGAUCUCUUUGGAAAGAACCAUAUUCAAUUGAGACCUAGACCAGGAAAGUUGGGUUUGGGAACGGCUUAUGUUCACGGCUUACAGUUUGUCACCGGUAACUUUGUGAUCAUCAUGGAUGCUGACUUCUCUCAUCAUCCUGAAGCUAUUCCUGAGUUCAUCCAGAAACAAAAGGAGGACGAUUUUGACAUUGUCACUGGAACGCGUUACGCCGGUGACGGUGGUGUCUACGGAUGGGAUUUGAAGAGAAAGUUGGUUUCAAGAGGUGCCAACUUCUUGGCUGAUUUCUUCUUGAGACCCAGGAUUUCUGAUUUGACCGGUUCUUUCAGAUUGUACAAGAAAGACGUGUUAGAAAAAGUCAUCCAGGAAACCAAAUCAAAGGGAUAUGUGUUCCAAAUGGAAAUGAUUGUCAGAGCCAGGACCUUAGGUUACAACAUUGCUGAAGUGCCCAUUAGCUUUGUCGACAGAUUAUACGGGGAUAGUAAGUUGGGAGGCUCUGAAAUCGUUGGCUACUUAAAGGGUGUGUGGGCUUUAUUUACCGAUGUUUAAUUUAACUCGAUAUUGUUCAAAGU
Yamadazyma tenuis ATCC 10573 is the source of this 769-nucleotide messenger RNA. Lineage: Eukaryota; Fungi; Ascomycota; Pichiomycetes; Serinales; Debaryomycetaceae. The record is from RefSeq and is a predicted model, not a curated record.